Messenger RNA from Quercus robur (English oak), 1513 nucleotides. Its product is annotated as thaumatin-like protein 1. Gene Ontology annotation, cellular component: extracellular region. The coding region runs from base 371 to 1327 and encodes 318 amino acids. NCBI's taxonomy places the organism in Eukaryota, Viridiplantae, Streptophyta, Magnoliopsida, Fagales, Fagaceae. Gene Ontology annotation, biological process: defense response. The record is from RefSeq and is a predicted model, not a curated record. The transcript is spliced from 3 exons.
AGCAAUUAAAUAGAACUCCCCACCACUACUCCCUCAGCCUCCUUCUAUCCACUCUUUUUUUUCUUUUUUUUUCUAAGUGAAAGAGAGUGACAAAAAAUAAUAGUGGUAGCUCCUUCCAUCCACUCUUUUCCAAAGAGAAAGAUGAGAGUAACAAAAUAAGUAGUUGCCACUUUGUUUAUGGGUGGUCACUCCCCAUAUCUUCUCCAUUCCUCCUCUCACUGCCAUCUAUCACAGCAAAAAGCCUUGCCUUGGCUACUGUUAUUCUUAAUUCUGUCUCUCUUAGUCUCAAUUCAAACCCUUCUUUUUUACACAUUGAGAAUCCAAAAUAUCGAAUCAUAUAUUUGAAAUUUGAUAAUAUUAUUCACUCUUUAUGGAACUUUUCUUCUAUUGCCAUCAUCAUUCUUACACUAUGAUCCUCAGCCUUGCUAUUCUCUUCAUUUCCAAAGGGGCUUCAGGUGCUACAUUCACGUUUGUGAACAAGUGUGACUACACAGUAUGGCCAGGAAUUCUAUCAAGCGCAGGUAGUCCGAAGCUAGAGUCUACAGGUUUCCAGCUCACAAAAUCCACCUCUCGUUCUUUCCAAGCCCCAACCGGCUGGUCUGGUCGCUUCUGGGGCCGUACUGGUUGCAAUUUUGAUGGCUCAAACCGCGGCUCCUGCGCCACUGGCGAUUGUGGCUCAGGCACAAUUGAGUGCAAUGGAGCUGGAGCCACACCUCCAGCCACACUAGCCGAGUUCACGCUCGGGUCAGGCUCAGCUGACUUCUACGAUGUGAGCCUCGUUGAUGGUUAUAACCUCCCAAUGAUCGUUGAAAGUAGUGGUGGAUCAGGUACGUGCGCUUCCACUGGUUGCGUCAAGGACCUUAACCGUAAUUGUCCUGCUGAGCUGAGAGUUGAGGGUGGACAAGCUUGUAAUAGUGCGUGUGGGGCGUUUGGGACACCUGAGUACUGUUGCAACGGCGAUUAUAGCUCACCGGCAACUUGUAAACCUUCAUUGUACUCGCAGAUGUUCAAGAAUGCUUGUCCCUUGUCUUACAGUUAUGCUUAUGAUGAUGCUACUAGUACCUUUACUUGUACCGGAGCAGAUUAUACAAUCACAUUUUGUUCUUCGCUUCCAAGUCUAAAAUCUUCAAGAGAUUCGCCCCCUACGAUAGCAGGAACAACAACAGAUGGGUCGGGGUCAGGACCAAUUGAGCAGGCUGAAUUGGCCACUACAGAAUGGCUAGCCAAUUUGGCCACAGGGGACGCAGCCAGAACUUGCCCUUCUCUAACUUUAUCAUAUACAUUGAUUUUGGGGCUCUCUCUCAUUCUGUCAUUCUUACUUUUGUAGUCUUUUAAUUAGAGACUGAAAGAUCCAACACCACCAUCAAAGAUUGUGGUGACUUUAGGUAUUGCCUUAGGCCUAAGGAAAGUUGACGAAAUCCAUAUUUAAACCUCCCACUUUCUAAGUCCCCAAUGUUUAAAGCCAAUAGUAAAUACUCCAUUUAUUAGUAAAGCGUAAAGCAUUUCAAUUUUC